Molecule: messenger RNA, 369 nt
Organism: Colletotrichum lupini
Lineage: Eukaryota; Fungi; Ascomycota; Sordariomycetes; Glomerellales; Glomerellaceae
Exons: 1
Coding region: 1-369 (122 amino acids)
Source: RefSeq, a predicted model, not a curated record
AUGUUUAUGGUACUACUGUAUCAGAAUCCAACUACAUCGUCGUGCAGCAUAUUGGCUAUUUUCAUCCUGCUACAUCCGGAACCUACACUUUCAGCUUCAGCGGUGUGGACGAUAGCGUCUAUCUCUGGCUGGGCAGCAGCGUCGCCAAAAGUGGCUACAGUAAUUCAAAUUAUAACAAAAAUGUCAACUACUACGACACAAGCACUUCGGGUACUUUUACAUUUACUGCGACUGCUGGUCAAUACUAUCCGAUUCGUAUCUUGUUCGUCAACGCGCAGAACUGUGGCUUGUUCAAUUUCUCGCUCACGAAUCCCGCCGGCAGCGUUGUCGUUUCAAACUCCCAGUCUGUCGUUGGAGACCAGCUUGUGA